Molecule: messenger RNA, 477 nt
Organism: Onthophagus taurus
Lineage: Eukaryota; Metazoa; Arthropoda; Insecta; Coleoptera; Scarabaeidae
Source: RefSeq, a predicted model, not a curated record
AACAUUCUGUUGUGUAUCGAAAUGUUUUGGUUCAGCUUUGUGUUAAUAUCUUUCUUAAUUACUAAAGGAUAUCUUUUCAGCGAUUAUCGUGAGCGAUGUAAUAAUAACGACGAAUGUAUUGAUCAUCGAUUAAUUUGCAACAACAGCGUGUGCGAUUGUGAUAAAUAUCAUAAAUGGAUCGAAAAUGAGUGCGUUCAAGUGGUAAAUACAAGUUUUAUUAUGGAAAAUGAGAUGGAUUUGUUGGAAAGGAAAGAUUUGGAAAUUAUUAUUGGAAAUUAUAAUGAAAAACUUUUUAAAAUUCAAUCACUUGCUGGACUAUUUGUAGCUGGUGUGUGUUUCUUAGCUGUGAUAUUAGUUAUGAUUUAUUGCUGUUAUGUUCGAAAUCAAGAUAACAAAUUAAAGAGGGCGUUGAAGAUUGCAAAAUGUAAACACAACAAAAAAGAAGAAAUUGUUUAAAGGAAGGAAAUGAUAAAAAAG